This is a messenger RNA of Oryza sativa Japonica Group (Japanese rice), 1592 nucleotides long. RefSeq lists its product as uncharacterized. The record is from RefSeq and is a predicted model, not a curated record. NCBI's taxonomy places the organism in Eukaryota, Viridiplantae, Streptophyta, Magnoliopsida, Poales, Poaceae.
AUCUCAGCUUCUGAACCUUUUUUCUUUCGUGCCCUAGCAUUCUGCUUAGCCACACACAGCCUGUCGACCUUUUCAGCAUUACUAGUUUACUACCUUUUCUUAUCUUUCGGUUGGCUCCUGCUGUUUCUAAAAAGGGAUGUUGUUUGCUUCAUAAGUAUGAGAAAGAGCACCUGGCUGCUACAUCCUACUCCAAACUGCCUUCCUCAGAAGUCUCUCAUAGUUAGGACCUUCACUGCUGACAAGUGAAAUGAGUCAUGGGUGCUGAGGAGAGAUUUGUGAAAGCUUCGUCCCAUACUGUGCCCUUGCAAAUAUAUGGAGGUUCCAAGUGUUCAUGACCUGUAACCGAAGGGGAGGGAAAAUGCAAGGCAAGCAGCUGGAACAUGAGUUGCAAGCUUUCAGGGAUGGCUACUGAUUUAUUUGGCCUUCAUAGAAUCCUCUCUUCAUUGUUGGAGAUAGAGGGAACAAGAACCACUAGAGAGAUAAAAAGUAAAGAUUCUAUUCAGAAACUAGCCAAAGUAUUGCUGAAAGCUAAUUGGCAAAAGGAUUUACACCACAUCUUGGUAGAGCCAAUGGAGAAAUCCAAACAAGACAGCAGGGAAUCAGUUCGGAGAACAAUCAUGGAGCAUGAUGAAGUCUUCAGACAGCAGGUGCAUGAACUGCAUCGACUAUAUCGUGUACAAAAAUCAUUGAUGGCUGAACUAGGAGGUGAGAAGCACAGGUUUCAAUCAAGGACAGGAGAAACUCAAGAAAUGAUGCAAGGGCCCCUGUCAAACCUCAAGAAUAGCCCCUCUACAUCAGAGACAACCCAAUCUGCUCAUCUUGGUAGCACACAACACUGUGCUCCAGAGCAAGUUCCUGAGCAUUCAAUUCUUCAAGAAUACAAACCAGCAACAUGCCUAAACUUCUUCACUGAAGAAACCUCAAGAACACAAGAAUUUAGACGAGAAGGUGGUAGAUCAACUGGAGGUGAAAAUUGGAGUGCUUCUGACCCUUCCGUAGAGAAUGAUCUUGACCUCAAACUAACAAUUGGCCCCAGUUUGCAUGCAACAAAAGCACCACACUGGCUCUUCUCAGGAAGCAGGGAAAGAAAUCCUUCUGGUCAGCAUCGAUGACAAAAAGCUGGCAUUGUAGAACAGUUAGUUGGAUGACAAAAAAAGAGAGGAAGCAGAAGCCUCCUAGUCCUAGCAAUGGAAGGCAACACUUCCAAGAUAUAUCAUCAAUGCAACCUAGCCUCCAAAUUUUGAUCAGAGUUAAGCCUCGAUCAUGAGUGAUCUGUGUGCAAACCAUAGAGUGUAGCAGAACUAGGAUUUGCUAGGAGCACAUUAUUGUAAUGUCAUGAUGAGCUUUACCAACGAUUUGGCUCUUGUUUGUCCUCUCUUCAAUUCAGACAGGAAGAGAACAAACAUUACUGAGGAAGUAUCAAAUUUGAAAAGAGCAAAAUAGUUCCUGACUUCAGUCUUCCUGAUGCAGUUGUUAUAUCAGUCGUCAUAUCGGUCUUCCAUGAUUGGUUAUUUCUUAUUUACAUUUCUUUGUCUGCAUAUCCAUGUACUCAGGUAAUUCUUCAAAAUGAAUAUGACUUUUUGGCGAUCAAA